AUGAAUGGUCCGACUGAAGAUACAUCGAUUAAAAGUGAUGCCAUAUUUCAGAGACAGCAAUGGAUACACGCCAAGGAAACCAUCAAUGGGUUAAUCACUCAACUCAAUAGAAUAAACAUCAAAGAAAUAGUACUUGAAUUAUUUCAGAUCAACUUGAUACGAUACCGUGGGUUAUUAGCAAGGCGUAUAAUGAAACAACAAUUAUUGCAUCCAAAUAACCACGAAGAUGUACUUGCCAGUUUAGUAGGUGUGAUAAAUUCUAAAAUCCCCGAAGUUGGAGAAUUGCUAGUCAAACGAGUUGUGUUGCAAUUUAAAAAGAAUUUUACCACCAAAAACAACCAUCGCAAGACAAGGUCAUCACUUUGUUUCUUGUGUCAUUUGGUCAAUCAGCUGGUGACUAGUGAAAUUGUAUUACUUCAAAUAUUACAAAUACUAUUAGAAGAUCCUUCAAACGAUAGCAUAGAUCUUUCCCUCGAAAUAGUAAACUUAUCUGGAGGGUAUUUGUUUAAGAACUCUAAGAAUGCAUUGGUAAUGAUAUUGAACAGAUUGAGAGAUUUGCUACAAGAAGAUCCUUCAUUGAAUCAGAAGAAUAGAAAAAAUAUCAAUCACGUUUUGAAAUUAGGCAGAUGUGAUUUUAAAGGUGUUCAGAUUGUAGAUAAAGAUUUGGACCUAGUUGAAGAUGAUGAUAAAGAAGAACCCCAUGUUAUUGGAUUAGAUGAUGAUGAAUUAUUAUCAGAAGACUAUUUAAAUGUAUUCCAUGUAGAUGAGGAGUAUGUUGAAACUGAAAAGGAGUACAUGGAAAUACAAGAAGAAGUGUUGGGCAGGGACAAGAGUGAAGAACAAGAAGAAGAAGAGAAGGAAUCACAAGUAAUCGAGGUGCCAAAAGAGACCAAAGUUACCGAUUUAGGUAAGUCUGAUUUAUUGCAGUAUCAGAAGACUGUUUAUUUAACAAUAAUGUCGUCCAUGUCAUCCGACGAAGCUGUUCACAAAUUAUUGAAGUUAAAUAUUGGUAAGUCCAAAGAUGAUCGAUUACAAGAUACUGAAACAUUAGCUGAUAUGAUUAUCAAAGCUUGUUCACAAGAAAAGACAUAUUCCAAAUAUUACGGAGUGAUUGGCGAAAAGCUUAUAGUCAAGAACCAUUUCUGGCAUGAUACAUUUGUAUCAUUGUUCAAGCACUACUAUGACAUUAUCGACAAUUUUGAAACCAAUGCAUUAAGAAACUUGGGUAAAUUUUUUGGGCAUUUAUUGGCAUCUGAUAGAUUUGCUCUAGACAAAGCGUUGAAUGAAGUGAAAUUAACUGAAGAUGACACUAACCCAGCAAAAAGAAUCUUGCUCAAGUUUAUAUUCCAAGAAAUGAUAGAAGAAUUGGGUAUUAAGGAAGUGAAGGCAAGAAUGAUAAAUGAUAGUUAUGUUAAGCCGUUUAUCAAUGGGAUAUUCCCUGUGGUCAAUUCCACAUGGAAAAAUGCAGAUGAUUUGAGGUUUUCAAUUAACUUUUUUACUGCUAUUGGUUUAGGGGCAUUGACUGAAGAAAUGAGAAAUGUGUUGAAUAAUUUGCCUGAAGACCGUGGUAGAAGUAGGUCUCGAAGCUACUCCAGAAGUGGUUCUGAUAGUAGUCGGAGUUAUUCAAGGAGUUAUUCCCGCAGUCGAUCUGUCAGUUAUUCUCGUAGUAGAUCUGCCAGUUAUUCACGAAGUCGAUCUGCAAGUCGAUCUCAAUCCAGAAGUGCUAGUCCAAGAGGACGUCAAGAAUUUCGUAGUAGGCAAGCCAAUGAAUCAAGAACUCCUUCCCGUGAAAACUUGAAAAGGAAACGAAGUUCAUCGGAUGAUAAUAAUAAUAGUAGUAGUGGUAACAACCCCAAACUUCAAAAUAUUCUUGACCAGUUGAAGUAG
This is a messenger RNA of Candida tropicalis MYA-3404, 1887 nucleotides long. RefSeq names its product U2-type spliceosomal complex subunit (gene CWC22). Gene Ontology annotation, biological process: mRNA splicing, via spliceosome. Bases 1 to 1887 code for a protein of 628 amino acids. Lineage: Eukaryota; Fungi; Ascomycota; Pichiomycetes; Serinales; Debaryomycetaceae. Gene Ontology annotation, molecular function: protein binding; RNA binding. The transcript has a single exon. The record is from RefSeq and is a predicted model, not a curated record. Gene Ontology annotation, cellular component: catalytic step 2 spliceosome.